Molecule: messenger RNA, 1960 nt
Organism: Protopterus annectens (West African lungfish)
Lineage: Eukaryota; Metazoa; Chordata; Ceratodontiformes; Protopteridae
Gene: TRIP4
Product: thyroid hormone receptor interactor 4
Biological process (GO): regulation of DNA-templated transcription
Cellular component (GO): nucleus
Molecular function (GO): zinc ion binding
Source: RefSeq, a predicted model, not a curated record
GAUUACCAUUUUGCGUGCUUCACGUGGUGCAGUGACGUUGCUAGGCCACUGGCCAUGUUGGGAACGCAGUGGGUUCCGGGUACAGUGCUGGAAAAUACAUGGAGAAUUUAGCGGUGUGGUGUAAAGAGCAGUUGAAAAGUAGAUUCGGACUUGAAGUUAGUGAAGAUGUUGCGCAGUAUAUUUUAGCUAUAGAGAAUGCACAGGAAAUUGAAGAGUAUGUUGCUGAUUUGGUCCAUGGUUCAGAUGGGAAGAAACAAAUGUUUACUGAGGAGCUGAUAGAGAAGUGGCAAAAAUAUCACCAUGCUCCUAUGACUGGGAAUGUACAAACUUAUCUUAAAAAAGAUGAUGAUACUGAGGUACAGAAAUCUAGUGGAGAGCCAUUUAAGAAAUCUAAAAGAAAGGGUAGAAACAAGCAAGAAACUUUGGCUUUUACAGAGCAAGUGCCAACAACUGAGGAAGUGAAAACCCCCAUUGAUCUUGCAAAGAUACUGCAGCAUCUGGGAUUCAGAAAGACUUGGGAUCAGAACUUCUUCCUCACCAAGAAGCCCGGCUGAAGGGGGGUUUAGAAAAGGCAAUAAAACAUAAAGACAAGCUAUUGGAAUUUGACAGAACAAGUGUUAGCAGAACUAAGGUCAUUGAUGAUGAGUCGGACUACUUUUCCACAGAUUCCAACCAGUGGCUGUCUAAGCAGGAGCGAGAAGCUCUACGCAAGAGGGAGGAGGAGCUAAGAGAGCUUAGGCAUGCAUCCCGCCUUGAAAGGAAAAUCACACUUGACUUUGCUGGCAGAAAAGUAGUAGAAGAGCCCAGUGAAUUGUCUGAGUACUAUAGCAAGCUUGAUGAAACCGUACAAAUGAUUAAUUCUGGGGGACUAACUAAGCAGGGAAAGGAGUGCGUUUCCAAGGAGCAGCAACGGGAGUUAGUGAAUCCCAGUAUCCUACAGCCUUGUCCUGUGUGGGUAGAUCAGUUAGCACCUGGGAUGCAAAGACAAAAAGGAGGAAGCAAAAAUGACCUUAAUAAUGAACGGAGUAAACUUCGAAUCCAAGACAGAGAGCUACAGGAAAUCUCAGAUGAUGGCUGGUGUCUCAGCAUGCAUCAGCCAUGGGCAUCUUUGCUUGUCAAAGGAAUUAAGAGGGUGGAAGGUAGGACUUGGUACACCUCACACAGGGGCCGUCUUUGGAUUGCUGCAGCAGCCAAGAAGCCAUCUCCUCAGGAAAUUUCAGAAGUGGAAACAAUGUACAAGAUGUUGCUUGGUAGAGGUGUGAAUUUCCCCCAGGAUUAUCCAACUGGAUGCUUGCUGGGUUGUGUGGAUCUGAUUGACUGUCUUUCUCAAGAGCAGUACAAAGAACAGUACCCUGAAGACUGCCAAGAGUCUGGCUCACCCUUUGUAUUCAUCUGCACAAAUCCUCAGGAGCUCAUUGUAAAAUUUCCAAUGAAAGGAAAGCACAAAAUAUGGAAACUGGACUCAAAGAUUCACCUGGGUGCUAAGAAGGGAUUAAUGAAGCAGAGGCAGAGUGCAUGAACAACACCAUGAGAGAGAGGUGCGCAGUAGUGAACAUUUGGUAAUCAUUGUUAGCAAUGCAUUGAUGUAUUGCAGAUUUGACUUUGUGCUUUAACACCAGUCAACUUUCAUACCAAAUACAAAGCUGAGGUACUUCAUCCAAAGCUCAAACUGGACACUACUACAAGAAGGUUCUUCAUGUGUUCAUUGGAGAAAAGAAAUGCUUAAUACGUGACAAGGAUGAGCAGUGUGCAAGUGUUAAUAGACUAAAGACCAUGUCACUCAGUAAUGAGCAGAACAAUGUGUAGACUCUUACUGGGAGAAUGAGCUUGCCAUAUCCUGUUAGUGGUGCAAGCUACCCAGCUACAGAAAAUUGCAAAACUACAGUUCCAUUGAAAAUUUCUGUAUCACUUCACUUGUUAGUUGGGCUGACCUAAAUAAAUAAAUCAUAUGAAAUAAUAA